Molecule: messenger RNA, 1845 nt
Organism: Pistacia vera
Lineage: Eukaryota; Viridiplantae; Streptophyta; Magnoliopsida; Sapindales; Anacardiaceae
Product: omega-hydroxypalmitate O-feruloyl transferase
Exons: 3
Coding region: 154-1488 (444 amino acids)
Molecular function (GO): acyltransferase activity, transferring groups other than amino-acyl groups
Source: RefSeq, a predicted model, not a curated record
CCAUUUGCCUGUCAUCAGAGCAUUGCAAACUUUGUGAUUAGCAGGACUUCAGCUUUGAAUGCAAUCCUUGUGUGUUUGAUUAUCAUUUGGGAAAUUUCUUGCACUCAGUUCGGAGCAUUCUCCUCAGCUACUUUAAUAUCACAGCGAGUUCACAUGGGUAUUGAGCUUGAAGAGUCUGUUGUGAUGGAGAAGUCUAAUGGCUAUGGCAAUGCGUUUCAGCUUUGUGUGAAGCAAGGUGAGCCAACUUUAGUUACCCCUGCGGAGGAGACAGAGAAAGGUCUGUACUUCCUUUCAAACCUUGAUCAAAACAUUGCUGUGAUCGUCCGAACUAUCUAUUGUUUCGAGUCAAAUGAGAAAGGAAAUGAAAAGUCUGGAGAAGUGAUCAAGAACGCCUUGGAAAAGGUUCUUGUUCACUACUACCCGCUUGCUGGUCGUCUAACAAUAAGCGCGGAGGGAAAGCUUAUCAUAAAUUGCACCGGGGAAGGGGCUGUGUUUGUUGAGGCUGAAGCUAACUGUUCAAUGGAAGAGAUCGGAGACAUAACAAAGCCAGAUCCUGAGACUCUUGGAAAACUGGUUUAUGACAUUCCUGGGGCGAAAAAUAUACUAGAGAUGCCCCCACUUGUGGCUCAGGUGACCAGGUUCAAAUGUGGAGGGUUUGUUCUUGGGCUGUGCAUGAACCAUUGUAUGUUUGAUGGAAUUGGUGCCAUGGAAUUUGUAAACUCAUGGGGUGAAACAGCAAGAGGUGUGCCAUUAAACGUCCCACCAUUCCUCGAUAGAAAGAUUCUCCAAGCCAGGAACCCACCAAAGAUCGAGUAUUUGCACCAAGAAUUCGCAGAGAUAGAAGAUAAGUCUGGCACUAGUGACCUCUACAAAGAUGAAAUGCUCUACAGGUCCUUCUGUUUUGACCCUGAAAAGCUUGAAAAAAUCAAGAUGAAAGCAAUGGAAGAUGAAGCUCUUGACAGGUGCACUACUUUUGAAGCACUUUCAGCUUUUGUGUGGAAGGCUCGGACCAAGGCAUUAAAAUUUUUCCCUGACCAACUUGCAAAACUUCUGUUUGCUGUUGAUGGCCGGCCUAAAUUCAACCCACCACUACCAAAAGGCUACUGUGGGAAUGGAAUUGUGUUGACAAAUGCUAUAUGCCAAGCCGGUGAUCUAAUGGAAAAACCACUCUCGUUUGCGGUGGGACAAGUUCAGGAGGCAAUCAAGAUGGUUACAGAUAGUUACAUGAGAUCUGCCAUCGAUUACUUCGAAGCAACAAGAACAAGGCCUUCUCUAUCUUCCACACUUUUGAUAACUACUUGGUCAAGGCUAUCUUUUCACACAACGGAUUUCGGGUGGGGAGAGCCAGUUCUAUCAGGGCCAGUGGCGUUGCCAGAGAAGGAAGUGAUCUUGUUCCUAUCUCAUGGAAAAGAAAGGAAAAGCAUAAAUGUGCUUCUUGGCUUGCCGGCUUCUUCCAUGAAGAUCUUCCAGGAACUUAUGCAACUCUAGAGUACAAAUUAUCUCAUCAUGUUCAUUUUAAAUUAAAAAUUUAUGGUGUUAUUUUCAUAAUGUUAUACUGUUGUGGUUCAAUUUGUUUCUGUCAUUUAGAACUCUAUAUGUAUGUGUAUUGUGCUGUGGGAAGAAAAAACAAGCAUGACCAAGUACUAUCCAGAGGUUGAAGAUCAUUGAGGCUGAAUUUGUGAGGACUGGACCAAGGUUUAAAGCCAAUUUCAGCUAUAUUAGUCUUUCUUUAUUUUUUUUCCUUUGUCGGGAUUUACAUGGAAUUUGUAUCGACAACUAUUUAAUUUCAGUACUUGAUCAUGUGAUUUUCCUUAUACUUAAUACAUUCAUUGCAAUGUUACAUGA